AAUAUCUUGGGCUCGACUGGCUCGAAAGUACAAGUUUCUCUCUUCUCUCAAUCUCUUGUUGCUUUCCUCUUCACCUCAGGUCACUAUAUUCUCCAAACAAAAAAAGAACUCUAAGCACUCAUCUUUCUCAGCACUCUCACCUCUCUCUCACUCUCGUCUCUCCCACCUGUCUCUCUACUCAUCCCUCUCAUUCGAUAUAUCUCUCUCAAGAACUUCCUAUCUGUCUCUGGUUGCGAAAGGAGUACGAAUGACAACAAAGUAAGACGAACAACGACGAUGAAAACGAAGCAAGAUGAACGAUAAUAGAGGACGAACGACGACAAAUGACGAACGACGACAAAGCAAGACGAAUGACGGCGGAGGACGAACAACAACCUGCGAUAGCGAAUCUGAGAGUCAUAAGGAACACUGUAAUUACUUCAAAUUCGCAGAUGAGGAUGAUGACGACAGUAGGUCCACAGUCCGUUCCAAUGUUGGACCUCGGAAAGCUAUAAGAACAGAAGAAUUAAACGAUAUAAAGACAAGGCUUUGUGAGAUGGACAAUGAAAUUCUGCAGUAUGGUACAAGGCUUAAAAUGAUGGAGAAGAACUUCAAAAUUAUGAUAUAUGUCAUUAUUUUUUGUGUCAUUUUGUACUUUAUCAUGUAAAUCUCAGAGUCUCUAACGUUAUGACGAAUUUCAUGAAUGUAAUCGUAAACUUCUUUCGUAUUUUGUAUCUUUUUGUACAUAAUGAUGUAAAUGACCGAGUUGUUCAAUUUUGAAAAUUUUCAUGAAUACUUAAUGAUGUAAACUACUUUGUGUUGUGUAUAU
Molecule: messenger RNA, 808 nt
Organism: Camellia sinensis
Lineage: Eukaryota; Viridiplantae; Streptophyta; Magnoliopsida; Ericales; Theaceae
Source: RefSeq, a predicted model, not a curated record